AUAAAAUUGAAAGAGAAAUUUCAGAUCCAAAGCAGGAAAACAAAUCACAGAAACAUUUUGAUGUUAAGUUUUUGAAAAAAUCGCGAGUUUCUGGAUCUGUAUACUUUCUUAGAGGAGAUUUUGAUAGCAUCGUUUACAGGAGUAAGAUCCGGGAAUGGCAAUGGAGGUUGGGGAGAUGUCUCAGCCGGAGGCGACGGCGAGUCUUCUCUCUCUCGCUUCCGCCACUCAGCAACCGUACGUCUCCGAGCUCCUCUCUUUCACUCUUGAUCGUCUCCACAAGGAACCGGAGCUGCUUCGAGUGGAUGCGGAGCGGAUUCAGAGGCAAAUGCAAGAGGUGGCUGUUGGAAAUUACCGCGCGUUUAUCACCGCUGCUGAUGCUUUGCUUGCGAUCCGUCAGGAAGUUUCUUCCAUUGAUAAGCAUCUCGAGUCUCUGAUUGGCGAAGUCCCAAAACUAACGUCUGGUUGCACUGAAUUUAUCGAUUCUGCUGAGAAUAUUUUGGAGAAGAGGAAGAUGAACCAAGCAUUGCUGGCAAAUCACAGCACUCUUCUUGACUUGCUUGAGAUUCCUCAGCUUAUGGACACAUGCGUGAGGAAUGGAAAUUUUGAUGAGGCUCUUGACCUGGAAGCAUUUGUAUCGAAACUUGCUACCCUGCAUCCCAAAUUGCCAGUUAUCCAAGCACUUGCAGCGGAGGUUAGACAAACAACUCAGUCACUUCUCUCACAGCUUCUCCAGAAACUACGCUCAAAUAUACAGUUACCAGAAUGUCUCCGCAUUAUUGGAUACUUACGCCGAAUAGGUGUCUUUGGCGAGUAUGAAAUGCGAUUACAGUUCUUAAGAUGCCGAGAGGCAUGGCUCACUGGAAUUCUUGAGGAUUUAGAUCAGAAAAAUGCCUAUGAGUAUUUAAAAGGCAUGAUAAACUGUCACAGAAUGCACCUAUUUGACGUGGUUAACCAAUAUCGAGCUAUAUUUUCUGAUGAUACAUCUGGGAGCGAAGAAAAUUAUGAUGGUGGACUUUUGUUUAGCUGGGCCAUGCAUCAAAUAACAUCACACCUGAAGACUCUAAAAAUCAUGCUUCCAAAGAUUACUGAAGGAGGAUCUCUAUCAAAUAUUUUGGAUCAGUGCAUGUACUGUGCGAUGGGGCUUGGUGGGGUUGGGCUAGACUUCCGGGGUCUGCUUCCUCCACUUUUUGAAGAGGCGGUUCUAAACUUAUUCUCCAAGAACAUGAGUACAGCAGUUGAGAAUUUUCAGUUAGUUUUGGAUUCACAUCGAUGGGUUCCAUUACCAUCUGUUGGCUUUCCUUCAAGUGGUAUUAAUGAAGAUAGCAAGGAUGACGUCACACCUCCAUCAUACUUGAUGGAGCACCCGCCACUUGCAGUUUUCAUAAAUGGGGUAUCUUCUGCUUUGAACGAAUUACGUCCUUGUGCCCCGCUAAGUCUAAAGAAUGUUGUUGCUCAUGAACUGAUCAAAGGACUCCAGGCCGUGUCUGACUCCUUACUAAGAUACAAUACAACUCGGAUGCUUCGACUCAGUGAAUCCAAUCUAUUCCUUUCACUUUGCCGAGCUUUUGUCGAGGUCGAGUUUUGAAUCUCAUCUCAUCUCAGUUUUGUAUUAACAAGUUAAAAGUCAGUAGCCAUUUCAGAUUGAACACCUCUAUGUCCUAACGCACAUUGCUCUUUUUUUCUCUUUGGUUCCUUGUUCUUACAGGUGGUUUUUCCACAUUGCGCCACAUGCUUUGGCCGAUGUUAUCCAGGUGGUGCCACAAUCGUUAUGGAUGCCAAGAGUGCAUACGAAGGUCUGGGUCGCAUCUUAGCUGCAUCGUCCUCUCAAGAACCAUCCAACAAAUCUCCAAAGGUCAUCAGCACGGACACAAAGGAUGCAUCAGAGAAUGGUGUAGCCUCCCAACCUGAAGAAAAACAAGCCGAGAAUCCAAACGCGAAAGAAGAAGAUAACAGUCCCAUUCCUUUGCAGACUCCUGAGAUAACACCCGAGUCUUGAGAAAUUUUUCAUAAAUUUGUCUUUUGUUGUAAGAAUUAUAUGCUAAUACACACAUAGAGAGAGAGAGACAACAAAAGCUUUAAAAUUAAGUGAAGAGUAUCAAUGCAUUAUGGUAUAAAUUUGAUGGGAUUAUGUCGAAUUGAGACUGCAUCCAAUU
Messenger RNA from Arabidopsis thaliana (thale cress), 2153 nucleotides. RefSeq names its product conserved oligomeric Golgi complex component-related / COG complex component-like protein. The transcript is spliced from 11 exons. Gene Ontology annotation, cellular component: COG complex; Golgi membrane. The record is from RefSeq and is marked reviewed. The coding region runs from base 155 to 1585 and encodes 476 amino acids. Lineage: Eukaryota; Viridiplantae; Streptophyta; Magnoliopsida; Brassicales; Brassicaceae.